GCGCCGCCUGCGCGUCGAGGAAGGGGCCUGCGACACGCGGCCCAGUAAGCGUCCGGCCGCGGCGCGGGCCUAAGCCAUGGCUGAGACUAGCCGGAUGCUUCAGGCCCGGGCGCUCCUGCAGCAGUGCCUGCACGCCCGGCUGCAAAUUCGCCCAGCCGAAGGGGACGCCGCGGCCCAGUGGGUAGAGGUCCAAAGAGGAUUGGUGAUCUACGUGUGCUUUUUCAAGGGAGCUGAUAAAGAAAUUCUUCCCAAAAUGGUUAAUACACUGUUAAAUGUGAAAUUAAGUGAGACAGAAAAUGGAAAGCAUGUCUCUAUAUUGGAUCUACGCAACAUUCUUAUUAUCCCUCAAGCUACCCUUGGGAAGACUAAAAGAAGAAACAUGCAAUAUCACUCUAACUCUGGAAAAGAAGAGAAGGGUUGAACUUUACUCUCAAUUUGUGACGCAUGUGAAAAAGAAGUAGCUGCUAAUAGCAAGUGUGCUGAAGCUGGGGUUGUAGUGGAACAUGGCACUUACGGGAAGCAGGUGUUAAAGCUGGACACCAACGGACCAUUCACACACUUAAUUGAGUUUUGAAAAUGAAAAACUAGUUUCUA
This is a messenger RNA of Cercocebus atys (sooty mangabey), 594 nucleotides long. RefSeq names its product D-tyrosyl-tRNA deacylase 2 (putative) (gene DTD2). Gene Ontology annotation, cellular component: cytoplasm. Lineage: Eukaryota; Metazoa; Chordata; Mammalia; Primates; Cercopithecidae. Gene Ontology annotation, biological process: tRNA metabolic process. Gene Ontology annotation, molecular function: D-tyrosyl-tRNA(Tyr) deacylase activity. The record is from RefSeq and is a predicted model, not a curated record.